Messenger RNA from Athene cunicularia (burrowing owl), 1953 nucleotides. Its product is annotated as hyaluronidase-1-like. The coding region runs from base 294 to 1844 and encodes 516 amino acids. NCBI's taxonomy places the organism in Eukaryota, Metazoa, Chordata, Aves, Strigiformes, Strigidae. The transcript is spliced from 3 exons. Gene Ontology annotation, biological process: carbohydrate metabolic process; hyaluronan catabolic process. Gene Ontology annotation, molecular function: hyalurononglucosaminidase activity. The record is from RefSeq and is a predicted model, not a curated record.
GCUCCCGUCCCCACGCGUGAGCGUCCCCCGGCGGUGCCCUCCUGUGCCACGCCGCGCUGUGUCCUGCCCGACGCUGUGGGCUUCCCCCAGCAGUGCCCUCCUCCCGCCAUUUAGCGCUCCGCACUGUGCCUGCCCGGCACAGCCCACGUCCGUCACCGUGACCUUGCCCUCCCACCCUGUGCGUGCUUGUUUGUCUUUCCAGCCCAGCUCAUCGCCGGCCCGUCACCGGGUGUUGACUCUGUUCAUUCCUCCCCAGCCAGGCCGGUCACUGCCAGUCAUUGCCUGGGGCUGGCAUGCUGCCGUCCCCCCUUCGGGGCUGCUGCGCUGGGCUUCGGCUACUGAUAACUUUGGGGACUUACCGUGAGGAACUGGGAGAGGUGACCCUGGGUGACUGGCACCGCUCGGGGACGGGGGGGUGUGGAUUAAUGUUGACCCCGGCUUGGGCUGGGGAUAAAAGCAUCAAGGUCUGCCCAGGUCUCAGUCUGUCUUGGCUCCCCCCAGGCAGCUCUGGGACCUUUUCUGCACUGGCCAGCAUCAUGGCACCGGGGUGGUCCUGCUGGGUCCUCCUGCUGCUUCUGCCCAGCCUGGCCCGUGCUGGGGGGCCCGGCCCCGUCCUCGUCAACCGCCCCUUCGUCACUGUCUGGAACAUCCCCACUGAGCGCUGCGCCAAGAGGUACAAUGUCACCCUCAACCUGGAGAUCUUUGAUGUGUUGGCCAACAACCAGCAGUCCUUUAUUGGGCAGGACAUCACGCUCUUCUACAGCGAGAAGCUGGGGCUCCUCCCCUACUACACAUCUGAGGGGCUGCCAGUGAACGGGGGGCUCCCCCAAAAUGCCAGCCUGCAGGCCCACGUCCAGCAGGCCACCCAGGACAUCAAGGUCACCCUGCCCAGCCCUGCCUAUGGCGGGCUGGCUGUCAUUGACUGGGAGAAGUGGCGCCCGCUGUGGAUCCGCAACUGGGCCUCCAUGGACAUCUACAGGCAGAAGUCGGAGGAGCUGGUGCGGCAGCAGCACCCACAGUGGCCCCCUGAGCGGGUGAUCCAGACGGCCAAGCAGCAGUUUGAGCAGAGCGCCCGCAACUUCAUGGAGCAGACCCUGCAGCUGGGUGAGACCCUCCGUCCCGACGGCUACUGGGGUUUCUAUGGCUUCCCCAACUGCUACAACAACAACUUUAACAGCCUGCCCUACACUGGGAAGUGCCCGGAGGUGGAGCAGCAGAGGAACAAGGAGCUGUGGUGGCUCUGGGAGAGCAGCCGGGCUCUCUACCCCAGCAUCUACCUGCCUCCCUCCUUCAACGGCACCAACAAGGCACUUGCCUAUGUCCGACACCGCGUGGCUGAGGCUUUUGCUGUCCAGCGCGGUGUCCUCAGCAGCGGCAUCCCCGUCCUGCCCUACUCCCAGAUCGCCUUUGACUGCACCGUUGAUUUCCUCUCCCAGGAGGACCUGAUGAACACCAUUGGAGAGAGCGCGGCUCAGGGUGCCGCCGGCAUCAUCCUCUGGGGCAGCCUCAACUACAGCAGUUCCAAGGAGAUGUGCCUGAGGCUGAAGGACUACGUGGAGGGGCCCCUGGGCCACUACAUCGUCAACGUGACGGCCAGCGCCGAUCUGUGCAGCCAGAGCCUGUGCUCUGGCCACGGCCGCUGCGUGCGCCAGGAGAACAAGCAGGGCUUCCUCCACCUCGACCCCUUCCGCUUCGCCAUCGACCUGCAAGCUGGCAAACCCUGGCUGGUGGCCCAGAGCCUGGAGUCCAGUGACGACAUCACCCGGCUGGCCAAGGAGUUCAGAUGCCAGUGCUAUGACAAGUGGCAGGGACCCCACUGCGACACCCAGGGCUUCACUGAGUGACUCUCCCCCCCCGCCACGCUAGGGACACCGGGGUGGGCAGGGUGACACUGCCCUGUGCCCCAGUACCCUGGCUGGGGGGUUGGGAACCCAAUCACAGGGCUGCUAAUAA